Molecule: messenger RNA, 576 nt
Organism: Strongyloides ratti
Lineage: Eukaryota; Metazoa; Nematoda; Chromadorea; Rhabditida; Strongyloididae
Product: 39S ribosomal protein L32, mitochondrial
Exons: 2
Coding region: 1-576 (191 amino acids)
Biological process (GO): translation
Cellular component (GO): mitochondrial large ribosomal subunit
Molecular function (GO): structural constituent of ribosome
Source: RefSeq, a predicted model, not a curated record
AUGCAUUAUUGUUAUAGGAUGUUGGCUCGUUUUAAUAAAAAAUGUGAAGAUUUAAUACGAUUAGGAUAUAAUAUUAUAUCUUCUAAUUAUCCUCCAAUUGCACCAGCAUUUGCUGCGUCACCCAGUAUAUCGUUUCCUAGUAGCACGUCAUCACCGCAAAGUUAUGAUGUCAGUCAAAUAAUUAAUGAUAUGAGGACUUUAUUAGGUGUUCCAAAGUACAGAACUUCUAAACCAAAAAAACAAACGAGAAAAUUUUCAUAUUUAAAUUUAUUAAAACCCGAAGAAAAUUUAAUUACAUGUCAAUUUUGUGGAAGUUACCAUCAGGCUGAUACACUAUGUAAGACUUGUUAUUCAAAAGUAAGAGAAAUUACCAAUAUGAUUAAAAGUAAAAUGAUGGAAUACAAUCCAUAUAAAGGUGAAUCACAAGAUCGUGGAAUUUUUGUUAAAUAUGCUGAUAGUGAGGAAGUAAAACCUGAAGUUGUAAAUGGAAAAAGAAUUAUCGAAAUUGAAAAACCAAGAAAUUCAUGGUUUAUUAAUAUUAUUAAAAGUGAAAAGGAUGAAAAGAAAAAAAAUUAA